AUGGCUUAUGAUAUUUUCUUUGGCGAUUGGUGGAUUCCUAUUUGCCGAAUUAAUUUGCACUUCUACUUCUUUUCGUUUGUUUUUAUUUUUAUGAAGGACGCGCAAGAGACGCUGACAGAAGGCGAGGUCGAGCUGAUCACAAAUUAUGGGAAGAGCUAUUACACAAAUAAAAUAGUGGACUUGGAAAGCGAAAUCAAGGGGCUGUACCACAGAGUGAGCGCCAAGCUGGGGCUCCGGGAGGUUGAGACAGGGCUGGCGCCCCCCAUGCUGUGGAACUUGUCCAGCGACUCGCAAAGGUCAAAGACCGAGAAGACUCUGCAGGUGGCGCGGUGCUGCAAGGUCAUGGAAGACCCUGUUGGAAACGACAGGUACAUGAUCAACAUCAAGCAGAUUGCAAAGUUUGUAGUGGGCAGGGCCAAGUCUGUCACCAAGGAAGAGAUUUCAGAGGGGAUCCGCGUGGGCGUGGACAGAGUGAAGUAUCAGAUCAUGCUGCCGCUUCCUGCCAAAAUAGACAACGCGGUCACUCUUAUGCAGAUCGAGGAGAAGCCUGAUGUAACAUAUUCGGAAAUAGGGGGCUGUGCCGAGCAGAUUGAAAAAAUCAAGGAAGUUGUGGAGCUUCCUCUGAUAAACCCAGAGAAGUUUAUCAAGCUGGGGAUUGACCCGCCAAAGGGGGUCCUUCUGUACGGGCCUCCCGGGACAGGGAAGACGCUGUGCGCCAGGGCGGUUGCAAACAAGGCAAACGCCACCUUCAUCCGCGUGAUUGGCUCGGAGCUGGUCCAGAAGUACGUGGGGGAGGGCGCCCGAAUGGUCCGCGAGCUGUUUGAGCUGGCGAAGUCCAAGAAGGCAUGUAUUAUCUUCUUUGACGAGGUGGAUGCGUUCGGAAGCACGCGAUUCGACGGAGGAAACAACGAGGUGCAGAGAACCAUGCUGGAGCUGAUCAACCAGCUGGACGGGUUUGAGUCAAGGGGAAACAUAAAGGUGCUCAUGGCCACGAACAGGCCAGACACGCUUGACCCUGCCUUGCUUAGGCCGGGAAGGCUUGAUCGGAAGGUGGAGUUUUCGCUUCCGGACCUGGCCGGGCGCACGGCCAUUCUCAAGAUACACACAAAGCCCAUGAGUGUGGAAAAGAACAUCCGGUACGAGCUGAUUGCCAGGCUAUGUCCCAGCGCGACCGGAGCCGAGCUGCGCAGCGUGUGCACAGAGGCGGGCAUGUUUGCCAUCCGAGAGAGAAGAAAGGUGGCAACCGAAAAAGACUUUUUAAUGGCCGUGGAGAAGGUGAUCAAGGGAUAUGCUAAGUUCUCCUCGACACCCAGAUACCUCACGUACAACUAG
Molecule: messenger RNA, 1332 nt
Organism: Nematocida major
Lineage: Eukaryota; Fungi; Microsporidia
Product: 26S proteasome regulatory subunit T1
Exons: 1
Coding region: 1-1332 (443 amino acids)
Biological process (GO): proteasome-mediated ubiquitin-dependent protein catabolic process
Cellular component (GO): proteasome regulatory particle, base subcomplex
Molecular function (GO): ATP binding; proteasome-activating activity; ATP hydrolysis activity
Source: RefSeq, a predicted model, not a curated record